Messenger RNA from Sinocyclocheilus anshuiensis, 1321 nucleotides. RefSeq names its product somatomedin-B and thrombospondin type-1 domain-containing protein-like. The record is from RefSeq and is a predicted model, not a curated record. The coding region runs from base 364 to 1161 and encodes 265 amino acids. The transcript is spliced from 5 exons. Lineage: Eukaryota; Metazoa; Chordata; Actinopteri; Cypriniformes; Cyprinidae.
UCUCUUUUUCUCUACCUCGUCCACUUUUGUGUGCUGGAACAAGGGCAGAGACACUCUAGACGGAUUUUACAGACAGAUCGGGGUGGACAUUCAAUUCCUCUGCUCUGAUUGCCACAGAAGAGCUCUUUUCUUUCAGCCUUAGUUCUCUGUAAGCACGUUUAUUCUCUGGGCAAACAGAAGAGCUGUGUGGCCACAGGAAUUCCAGGUCAAGGAUUCCUCCGGCAAGCAUGACUUCACCUGUGACAGGUUCAUUUCCUCUCCAGCAAUGAGACCAGUGACAUUAACUUCAAGAGGAACCAAAGACAGUAACAGAGACUUUUGUCAUUUUAGACUAUUUGGGGGAGCAUAGAGUUCUUUUUGGACAUGAUGGGGUUGUUGUCAGUGGAUCAGAGUGCCGUUUUGGUGGUGGCCGCCCUUUUUGGGAUGUACCAGUUUGCUGAAGGGGGAUGCUCAGGAGGAAGGUGCUGUCAAGGCACAGAUUUCACCUGUGUCACUACAGACUGGAGGAUGGACCGUGUCUAUGGGACGUGUUAUUGUGAUGAGAGGUGUUUAAAGACUAAAGACUGUUGCUUUGACUACCCAACAGAGUGUCCAGCUCAGCUGUGUGUAGUGAGUGAGUGGAGUCACUGGAGCGGGUGCGCUCAGCACUGCCAGCCCUCAUUCCGGGUCCGGAGACGCAGCGUUGAGAGACUGCCCCAAAACAGUGGACAGGCCUGUCCAAGGCUGGAGGAACAGGCUGGAUGCAUGGAGUAUCAGGACCGCCAGGGACAGUUUUGCACUUCUGUGCAAGGAGCAGCAUUCAUAACAACAAUGGAGUACAGCAAAGGCAGAACACAUGAUUUGUAUGGGGCCCCAAUGGAUGCUGGUUUCUGUAUGGAGUUCAAGAUGGAGUCUCUGACACCGCAGUGCAUGGUGGAGAAUAGACCCUACACGCGCUGGAUGCAGUACUUGAGGGAGGGCUACAGUGUCUGUGUGGCCUGCCAACCUCCGGCAAUGAACAACCACAGUCGGAGUUGCCAAGGAGACGGCAACCUAGCUGAGAGGGAUGAGCUUCUUCACUGGCAGGCGGCGGGAAGCCCUCCCUGCAGAGGAACAUGGAAGAAAGUGCAGAGACUACAGCACUGCUCCUGUCCACAAGUGCACAGCUUCAUUUUCAUUUAAACAUGAGAUGCUUCUUCAACCCCUUGAUAAAAUCCACCAAUGAACAAUAUAUCAUAUUAUUACGUCACAAAAAACCCCAUCACACUUUCACAUACAUUUAUUGUGUUGUUUGUUUUGUUGAGAUUAAUUCAUCCUGCCAUUUCUGCACCCUUGUAAUAUU